UGGGUUAGUUUUUAUUUAUUGUGUCGUGCGUUUAUUUCAGUAAUAUUGGCGUUGGCGUCGUAGCUCGAGGCAGGGUUUUAUUUGCGUUGUGUUACUUUUUGGUUACGGGGCAUCUGACGCUGCUCAGUUGUAUGGAGUAAAGCUCGUUUCUCCUUGUAUUUCGUUGCUCUUUUGGUGUCUUGUUUUUGCACAGAUCAUAUCACCUACAUUUGUGCGAGCACAAAACCUGUAUUUUGAUAUCACAGCGUGCCCCUGGCUCUAUUUCUGUCUAUCCCAACCUGGUGUAGCAGGAGGGGGCUUACAAGUGGUCCGAGGGAGCCGCCCUGCUAGUUUCUCCUGUUUUUUGUCAAACAACGACUUUAAUUCAAAAUGAUUGUGAAUGCAGGGCCAUUCCCGGCUGGCUGGGGCCUGCUUUCAGAGAGCUGCAGGGCCCCGCUGUUCCUUUAUUAUCAUAAGCAGAUUAGAGGUAGCGGGGAACACACUCAGAUGCAGAUAGCAGCCGAGCGGCCCAUUUCAACCUUGCAUUAUAAUGGACCAAACUGCAUGUGUCGCCUCUCGCAGCCUAUUAAGCACAAGAUGAAUCUUAUGUAAGGUUGCCGGGGCCGGCAUAAUGAGAUCACGGGGGCUCCGCUCCUCCAUUUAUUAUCAAAUGACUAAAACAAAAUAAUAAGGCUUGAUCUAUUCACUUUCAAUUAUAAUUUAAUCUGGAGGCAGGAAUUUAAAUUAAAUUAUUUCAGGUGUAUGUACUUGAUCUAUCUUUAAUUACUGGGAAUGUCUGCUUGUCGAUCCAGACAGGCAGAUGCGUGGCUUCACUUUUAGUCCUACAGUUGUUGGGUAAUAAAUACAUUUAAAAUUACAUGUUGCCGCUACUGUUGUGCCUUUAACGGAACGUCUAAAAGCAGCCACUCUUCUCUCCUGCCCUCUUUGAGAAAAGCCUGAGCAGGCUUUGGGGUUCGUGCGCGCAGUUCUCCGUUCGUCCAGUAGGCGGCGCUGGUGCCACGCUGCAGGACGCUUUGCCAUCCAGAUGGAGGCUCAGAAAAAACAUGCAAAAACAAGUGGCACCAACACACCCAACCCCCAAAAACUUUAGCCGUACUGCACAUUAGAUUUACAUGAGUGGAUGAGUUGGCUUUAAAUACACUUCCGACGGUUCUGUGCUGAAUUAAUCUCGGUCUGGUGUCUUUAAUCCAUGAAUCUAGUGAAGCAGGUGGAGCCUUCGUUUUUAUUCGCACUAAUUGUCUGACGGGCUUGUCCCUGGUUUUAUGAAAGAUCUGCGCCUUUUGUGCAAACACACUUUAUCUCAAAAUAUUCCUCACCUCCAUUUCUGCACCCUCGUGCCCCCCGUAGGCCGAGCCCCCACCCCGUCCCUACAAAAGCCUAACAACAACAGCAGCACUGUGGCAGUGGAAGUGAAGUGGAGUUGAGUCUUUGUCCGGACAGAUGUAGCGACAACAUCCCAAACAAAAACCGCUUAUUUGUGGUGAGAUGAGCCCGUCUGCCUUCUGUGUGUUGGCAUUCAACUUCACUAAACAAAAGAACUGGGGGAAACAUCUUGGAUUACCUUUCCUCUUUUCAAGCUUAAAAACCAGCCGUGGCUUCUCCCCCUCCUCACGCACACCCUCACGCGCACACCGCCGCCAUUCAACGCUUUGAGUUCGCUAACAAAGUUUAUUUAAGUGUCGUUAUGUUAUUGGGGCGGUAAGUGGGGGAAUUAGUGACUUUUUUGGCUGUGAACAACAGCAGAGUCACGGGCCGUGACAUCAUGUCAGAACAAUAAACCUGAUGAUAUUGACGCCACCAAAGUCAACAGGUGACGAAUUUGGAUAAUUUGGCGUUCAGUUUAUUUUGUAAAGAGUAAACGUUGCUCGUUGGCGAUUUUAAGCAGCGUGGCUCAUUAGACAAUAAAUAGAAACAUUAAAUAAUUACCGUAUUAUUUUUAGGAAAGUUUCUUCUACUAGUUUACUUGCAAGACGCCACUUUUCAUAAUUUCCCAAUAGCAUGCGUCUAUGGAACUUUCCAGGUGCUUCUCCCUCUGAAAAUGAUCAUGGAGCGCAAUCAUAUGUAUACACUCAGAGAAAUGUCUCUAUAAGGCUGGAAAUAGUAAAUAUGUGCUCUGUAUCUGCUCCUACGGCCGCGCGUGCUCGGAGGGGGAGCAGAGCAGACCCCGCCUCUUUAUGCUAAUUAAGGUCUCCCAUUGGCGUGUCAGGGGAGCAGGCCGGCUGUGAUUGGCCAGGUCGAAGCCAUUUAUUCUCUGACAGCCCCGUCACAUGAAUGGUUGUCUAUUAACUUGUCCAAAAACUAUCUGGAGUUGUCAAGGCUCAGGCGGACAGAGGCGAAAAAGUACAGUUUGUUGAUGCUUUUCGGAGAAGCCACGGGAGAAGUUUUGUGGACACAACAUAGCAGGGAUCUAUUGGGAGAAAGCUCUCUGUCACACACACGCAGACACACACGGUCGCAGGCACACACUCUGACACACACUCGCUGAGAGGGAGUGCGUUUGGAGACGCGGCUUGGCGCUCGUUGUUUUUUCCUUUUUUGUUUUAUUUUUUUGUAGCCACAGAAAAGUUGCCGAGAAGAUCGACAGGUAACACUCAGCCGCAGCCCGCGCGCCUCGCUGUCCUGCCUCUGGCUUGUGGAGUUUGUUUCUGUGUGUGUGUGUGUGUGUUUUUCCUUCUGCUCGGGAGCUCCCACUCAACGCUGUUCCUGAUGUAUAACAUGAUGGAGACUGAACUGAAGCCCCAAGCUCCCCAGACCAACCCGGGGGGCACGGGCACCACCAACACGUCCGGCACCGGCAACAACCAGAAGAACAGCCAGGAGCGGGUCAAGAGACCCAUGAACGCGUUCAUGGUGUGGUCCCGGGGCCAGAGGAGGAAGAUGGCGCAAGAAAACCCCAAAAUGCACAACUCGGAGAUUAGCAAGAGACUGGGGGCCGAGUGGAAACUUCUGUCGGAGAGCGAGAAGAGACCCUUCAUCGACGAAGCCAAGAGGCUGCGGGCCCUGCACAUGAAGGAGCACCCGGAUUACAAAUACCGGCCCCGGCGAAAAACCAAGACCCUCAUGAAGAAGGACAAGUACACCUUGCCCGGCGGACUGCUCGCUCCCGGAGGAAACGGGAUGGGCACGGGAGUCGGUGUGGGAGUGGGGGGCGGACUGGGCGGCGGCGUGAACCAGCGCAUGGACAGCUACGCGGCGCACAUGAACGGCUGGACCAACGGCGGCUACGGCAUGAUGCAGGAGCAGCUGAGCUACCAGCACCCGGGGCUGAACGCGCACAACCGGGCCAGAUUGCAGUCCAUGCACCGCUACGACAUGAGCGCCCUGCAGUACAACACCAUGACCAGCUCCCAGAGCUACAUGAACGGCUCCCCCACAUACUCCAUGUCCUACUCCCAGCAGAGCACGCCGGGCAUGACCGCCCUGGGCUCCAUGGGGCCCUCCUCGGUGGUGAAGUCCGAGUCCAGCAGCUCCAGCCCGCCCGUCGUCACCUCCUCCGUCCCACCCGGGCUCCGCCCCGGUGCUUGCCAAAGCGGGGAUCUGAGGGACAUGAUCAGCAUGUACCUGCCCGGGGCGGAGGUCAGCGAGCAGAGCGCCCAGACCCGGCUACACAUGUCCGGCCACUACCAGAGCGCCGUGCCCGGGACGACGAUCAACGGCACGCUGCCGCUGACGCACAUGUAAGAGACGCGGAGCGGCGCGGAGCGGAGCGGAGCGGAGCGCGGCGAGCGCGACCGGCGAACUUUUAUAAGAGAAACUGUGGACUACUGAACGUCGGACUAUUUUUGUACAGAAAAUUUCGGGGUGGGAAAAGUUGUAUAGAAGUCUCCGGGACAAGGACACACGACCCUUUUUCUUUGGUUUAUUUUAAGGAAGCUCUAGGAGCGGUAGGAGAUCCCAUCUUCUCUGCUGGAUAAGGUUUGGAAGACUAGAAAGUGGGAAUCGCAAUCAAAUGUUUUAUUAUUGCAAAACACCUUUUGUACAGUAUUUAUCAAAGAAACAUUACAAUCAGUUGAAAUUGUUUGUUAAACUGCAAGAGGUUGCGUUUUUCUUUUCUUCUUUUUAUAUAAAACUGCUCCAGUUCUGCAGAAAAAUAUUAAAAGUGAGAAAUGGCAGAACUGGGAAUUAUAUGGGAGCGAUGAGUUAAUGCUCCUUUUAUUACUGCAAACACUGGAAAGAAAAGGGACAUAAACCAAGCAGGUAAUGCUGUUCUUCAUUUGAGGUCAAUAUUACUAAACAUUUUUUUUGUCAAAAUAAGACAAUUGUUUCUCAUACAGUUUUAAAGAUAGGUUGUUAAUUUAUAUUUCCGUCUCCCACUAUUCAUCUGUUAGACAUAUGAUGCCUGUGCUCUUUAUUUUCUAAUUGAUUUGUACAAUUUCUGUAUAUUUACUGUGAUAUUUUAAGUUUUUAUUUCAAAAAAAUUCAUUCCCGUAGAUGUCUUUUAAAAUUUGUGGCCUGUACGCAGAAGCCAACCACUCCAUGUAUAUAUAUAUACCGGAACUAAUACCAUCCUUAUAACAGUUACAAUUUCAGCUGAGUAUAUUUUUUUUCAAUAUGCAGUUUGAAAUGAAUAAAUUUUGGAAAUUUGGAUACUUGAA
This is a messenger RNA of Betta splendens (Siamese fighting fish), 4595 nucleotides long. RefSeq names its product transcription factor Sox-2-like. Gene Ontology annotation, molecular function: RNA polymerase II cis-regulatory region sequence-specific DNA binding; DNA-binding transcription factor activity, RNA polymerase II-specific. NCBI's taxonomy places the organism in Eukaryota, Metazoa, Chordata, Actinopteri, Anabantiformes, Osphronemidae. The record is from RefSeq and is a predicted model, not a curated record. Gene Ontology annotation, biological process: cell differentiation; regulation of DNA-templated transcription; anatomical structure morphogenesis.